Molecule: messenger RNA, 977 nt
Organism: Silurus meridionalis
Lineage: Eukaryota; Metazoa; Chordata; Actinopteri; Siluriformes; Siluridae
Gene: srd5a2a
Product: steroid-5-alpha-reductase, alpha polypeptide 2a
Exons: 5
Coding region: 67-825 (252 amino acids)
Biological process (GO): steroid biosynthetic process
Cellular component (GO): membrane
Molecular function (GO): 3-oxo-5-alpha-steroid 4-dehydrogenase activity
Source: RefSeq, a predicted model, not a curated record
AGUUAGGGUGGGUACAAAACACAUUGUAUGAAAAACGAGCGCUAAAAGCUGUCAGACCAUGCCAGAAUGCAGUGCAUGGAGAAGAGCCUGUGUUUUCUAAACUGGGGGCUGAUCAUCGGAGGUGUCCUUUAUUUCCUGCGCCAGGUCAAGACUCACACUCAAUAUGGACGAUAUGUGGAAACCGGUGCUCCCGGGGUGAUGCUGCCAGCCAAAGUUGCCUGGUUCAUCCAGGAACUUCCCUCGGUUUUAGUGCCUGUGCUUCUGCUCCUCAGCACGGACACUUUGCAAGGACUGGGGCGCAGCGUUUUCCUCUGGACCUUCUGCCUGCACUACUUCCAAAGGACUUUCAUCUACUCGUUGCUGAAUAAGGGACGGCCGUGUCCUCUGUUCAUCAUGGUAUCAGCUGUGGUGUUCUGCUCGUUAAAUGGUUUCCUGCAAGGGCAUUACAUGCUCCACUGUGCCCGGUUUGACGCCGAUUGGCACACAGACAUCCGCUUCAUAUCGGGUCUGUUCAUGUUCUUCUCAGGAAUGGCCAUCAACAUCCACAGCGACUAUAUCCUGAGGAAUCUUAGAAAGCCGGGCGAGAUCACUUACAAGAUACCUGAGGGAGGAAUGUUUGAGUGGGUGUCUGGUGCUAAUUUUUUUGGGGAGAUAUUAGAGUGGUGUGGUUACGCCAUGGCCACGUGGUCUCUGACCACCUUCUCCUUUGCUUUCUUCACCAUGUGCUCCAUCGGUCCCAGAGCUUAUCACCACCACAGGUUCUACCUCAAGAAAUUUGACAAUUACCCAAAGUCGAGGAAGGCGGUGAUCCCGUUUCUGCUCUGAGUGCAGAUGGAGUGUGUGAGGAUCCGGUGAGGAACAGAUCCAUGGAACAUCAGGACUACAUGAAGCCCCUUCAGCUGUAUUUUAUGUGUUUAAAAAUGUGUUAAAUAAUAAAGAUAUUUUUUUCCUUCUUCCUAUAAAAAGCUGAGAGUUCA